AAAGUAAUCAUAGUGGGACUUGAUAAUGCUGGCAAGACUACUAUUCUUUACCAAUUCUUAAUGAAUGAAGUGGUUCAUACUUCUCCAACCAUAGGAAGCAAUGUAGAAGAAAUAGUGGUGAAAAACACUCAUUUCUUAAUGUGGGAUAUUGGAGGACAAGAAUCAUUACGAUCAUCAUGGAAUACCUAUUAUUCAAACACAGAGUUCAUCAUUCUUGUUGUUGACAGCAUUGAUAGAGAGCGACUUUCUAUUACAAAAGAAGAACUUUAUAGAAUGCUGGCUCAUGAGGAUUUACGGAAGGCUGCAGUUCUCAUUUUUGCAAACAAGCAGGACAUGAAAGGUUGCAUGACAGCUGCUGAGAUAUCUACAUACCUCACCCUUAGCUCCAUAAAGGAUCACCCGUGGCACAUUCAGUCCUGUUGUGCUUUGACAGGAGAAGGAUUAUGCCAAGGCUUGGAGUGGAUGACCUCCCGUAUUGGAGUGGUAAAGAGCUUCAGUAUCCCCAAGCCAGUGGUUCUUUCCAUCUCUUUAAACACACUACACACA
Antrostomus carolinensis (chuck-will's-widow) is the source of this 546-nucleotide messenger RNA. RefSeq names its product ADP-ribosylation factor-like protein 5B. Gene Ontology annotation, molecular function: GTPase activity; GTP binding. The record is from RefSeq and is a predicted model, not a curated record. The transcript has 6 exons. The annotation marks the transcript as partial. Lineage: Eukaryota; Metazoa; Chordata; Aves; Caprimulgiformes; Caprimulgidae.